Funneliformis mosseae is the source of this 1413-nucleotide messenger RNA. The record is from the annotation of a GenBank genome assembly. NCBI's taxonomy places the organism in Eukaryota, Fungi, Glomeromycota, Glomeromycetes, Glomerales, Glomeraceae.
AUGAGUCGAGAUCAGCCAACGUACCUUAUUCCAAAACGAUUUAUAGUUGUAGGGUUAUGCGCAGUGGCUUUUGCAAUCUGCUAUGCAGAUCGAUCGAACAUCGCAGUUGCGAUAGUUUAUAUGGCAAUGGAUUUUGGAUGGUCAUCAACGACACAAGGAUUAGUGUUAUCAGCAUUUUUCGUAGGAUACUUAACUACCCAAAUAUUAGGAGGAGCGCUAGCCGAUAAAUUUGGAGGAAAGCCGGUUCUAGCAAUAGCCGCAGCAACUCGGGUUCUUUUCACAUUAUUAACACCGAAAGCAUCCGAAUUUGGAUUGAAUCCUUUAAUAAUAUGUAGGAUAUGCGUUGGUAUAGGAGAAGGGGCGUUAUUUCCGGGAGUGCAAUCCUUAAUAGCAAAGUGGAUCCCGGCACAAGAAAGGUCAAGAGCCGUCGCCGUCGUAACAGGAUCAAGUCUUAUCGGAGCCGUCGUUGGACUGCCGUUAGCCACAUGGCUGGGCAGCGGAGUUUAUGGAUGGGAGUGCAUCUUUUACUUGUUUGGAACGAUCGGUGUGUUCUGGAGCUUAUUAUGGCAAAUUUAUGGAUCAAGUUUACCGGAUCAAUAUGAAGGGAUCAGUCAAGAAGAAAUAAAGUUAAUAGAAGGAAUCGGCAAGUUUGAGGACGAAGAAAAUCAUGUAGCGAAUGCCGAAGAUGGUGUAUCACAACAGGAAGGCGUUAGGGAUCAACACAGUAACGCAGAGGAUGAAUCAACUCCUCUAUUGGUUGAUAAUAAGAAGAAUGAUUCUAAAUUAACAAAUGAUAUACCAUGGAUGUUGAUACUUUCAAAGAAAGAAGUCUGGGCAUUAUUGAUAACGUAUUUUUGUAAUUCGUGGGGAUAUUUCAUCAUGUUGACAUGGUUGCCAACGUAUUAUAUAGAUCACUUUGGCAUUGACAUCAAGAAAUUGGGAUACUUUGCUGUCAUACCUUAUGCUGUGCAGGGUGUCAUGGGUUUUGUUGUCGGCACGAUUGGUGAUCACAUGAUUCAUAAAGUUAAAUUUCGAGUCAUAACCAUUAGGAGGAUCGCUCAAUCAAUUGGAAGUUUUGGAGUCGCUACUUUCCUUUUAUUGGCUGCGUAUUGCGCGUCAUCUCCAUUUGAGGGGAUAAUCUUAAUUACGAUCGGCAUGGGACUAAACACGUUCACGUUAGCGGGAGUAUCCGUAAAUCAGUUUGAUAUUGCCCCUAAAUAUGCAGGUAUCAUCUACGGUCUUGGCAAUACUUUAGGUGUGAUCCCUGGUAUUUUUGGCGUGGCAUUAACUGGUUGGAUUCUGGACGUAACAGGAAGAAAUUGGAAUAUUAUUUGGGAUAUUGCGGCUUCUUUAUAUUUUAGUUCGGCAUUAAUCUUCUUGGCUUGGGCUGGUGGAGAGGUCAUCAUUGAUUGA